Cucurbitaria berberidis CBS 394.84 is the source of this 168-nucleotide messenger RNA. RefSeq lists its product as uncharacterized. Lineage: Eukaryota; Fungi; Ascomycota; Dothideomycetes; Pleosporales; Cucurbitariaceae. The transcript has a single exon. The annotation marks the transcript as partial. The record is from RefSeq and is a predicted model, not a curated record.
UGCACUUUACCGCAAGGAGCUACAAACUUAGUUGCUAUAUUUAUUUGCACUAUUAUAAAAAUUUUUAAAAACUAUUUCCUAAAUGCAGCACUCUUUAUUAAUAAUAUAGGAGUAGCUGGCCUAAAGUCAAAGUACAAUAAUAAGAAAGUAUUAGAUAGGAUUUAUUAA